AUGACGCAAAGCACCUUUAUUUCGAAGAGAAUAGCUGCAUUGGCAGAGGAUGCAAGAUCUCAACAGCUCAAUGAGGAGGCUCGUGUGGAGGCCCUAAAAGCAGCCCGGGAUUUAGUGGCAGCACUGGAAUCACCGGUGGAGAGAAUGAUUCAAGAUGUGGUGUUGAACUCGCCUAUCCUGAUGGCUUUGCGCAUGGGAGUACAACUAGGCAUCUUCUCGCAAAUCAGUCAGAACCCAGCAAAGGGAGUCAGCUGCGAUAUCAUUUCGAAAAGCUCCGAAGCAAGUCCGAUUCUUGUAGCCCAAGUGCUCCGAGUUUUGGCCGCCACAGGAUAUAUCAAGCAAGAGGAUGAACAAUUCAAGCCAUCAGCUCUCACGAUGGUCAUGGCAGAUCCAACGACGGAAGCAACAACUCGAGCUUGUUUUGAAAUCGGAAACGUAUGCACAAUGAAAGCCCCAGAGUUCUUUCGUCAGAACAAUAACAAGUUUCCUGAUUCGGACAAAAACACCCCAUUUCAACUCGCAUUUGGCACUGAUCUGACUUACUUCGCAUGGCUCGGUCAAAAUCCCGAUCUGGCCAGAGAUUUCCAGCAAUGGAUGACAUUGAAGCAGCGUGCUUCCCCAAGUUGGAUCGACUGGUUUGACAUUCAAGGUUGUAUCAUAGAUGGCGCCGAGGCACAGUCAUCUUCGAGUGUUCUUCUAGUAGAUGUUGGAGGCGGGGAAGGCAGCUAUGUGAAACAGUUCGAAGAAAACUUCCCCAAGGCACCUGGCCGUUUGAUCCUCCAGGAUCUCCCGCACGUUAUUUCAGGCAUUGAGAAUCCACCGACAAAUGUCGAAUUGGUGUCUCAUGACUUCUUCACUCCUCAAUCCAUUCAAGGUGCUCGAGCAUACUUUAUGCACUGGAUUCUCCACGACUGGUCCGAUGAGCAUUGUCGCUCUAUUUUGACCCAUAUUGUGGACGCGAUGAAACCUGGAUACUCCCGACUUAUCAUUCACGAGCACAUUCUCCCGGAUUCGGGCUGUGAUCUUGCGUCGGCAUGUAUGAGUGUCAUGAUGAUGGUUCAGGUUGCGGCUCUUGAGCGGAGUGAGAAGCAGUGGCGGGACUUGUUAGGCUCUGUUGGCUUGCAAAACAUCAAAUUCCAUCAACCGCCCGGAACUGGAGAAGGUAUCAUCGAAGCUACCAAAUAA
Molecule: messenger RNA, 1185 nt
Organism: Penicillium manginii
Lineage: Eukaryota; Fungi; Ascomycota; Eurotiomycetes; Eurotiales; Aspergillaceae
Exons: 5
Coding region: 1-1185 (394 amino acids)
Molecular function (GO): O-methyltransferase activity
Source: RefSeq, a predicted model, not a curated record